AUGAGGCGCAUCCAGGUUCCGCAGCGGGAUUCGGCAAAGUUGCCAGGUGCGGUCGGCCCACAAUCUGAUUGUGUGGCGCGGCUUUUGGGCACUGAGCAGAUGCCCGCGUCCGAUAGGGAGACGGAGAGAACGAUGACGAUCACCACCUCCUGGGAACGACGUCAGCGUGAACUCGUUCUGGCCGAUUUGAGCCACGAGUAG
Parastagonospora nodorum SN15 is the source of this 201-nucleotide messenger RNA. RefSeq lists its product as hypothetical. The transcript is spliced from 3 exons. The record is from RefSeq and is a predicted model, not a curated record. NCBI's taxonomy places the organism in Eukaryota, Fungi, Ascomycota, Dothideomycetes, Pleosporales, Phaeosphaeriaceae. The coding region runs from base 1 to 201 and encodes 66 amino acids.